AUGACUUCCCAAGGGCAUCCUCACUGGCUGUCAGCGCUUCUUGCCGACACGAGAGCGCCCCCGAAGCUAUUCGCUUGGUCCCCUGCGAACAUUGAUCCGUCCGUGGCAGUACAGCUCGAGGAGGCGGGCGAAAACGAUGGCUUUCCCGGCGACUCCGCGAACCGCAUCUUCAUCGUCGGCCCCGGUAACGUCGGGAGACUGUAUGCGAGCUACAUGUCCAAGAGUACUGGCGACCUACCGAUCACGCUGGUUGUGCGUAGAAAGGAACUAUUGUUGGAAUGGAUCGCGAGCGAAGGAGUAGUCCUCAUUGGUCGACGCGGCGGCGAGAGACUGCAAAACAAACGCUUCAACGUUGAGUGGUGGUCAGAGACCAAACCACCGUACGGACCUGUCAGAGAAGUUGCUGAUGGAGAGAAGUUGCGCAACCUCUUCAUUUCAACAAAAGCCGACGCUGGACUGGCAGAGGCAGAUCGAGUCCGUCGAUACUUGGGACGAUACAGCUCCGUCGUUUUCGCACAAAACGGCGUCAAUAAGCUGUGGCCUCCUCACGGUCCUCUAUACGUGGCCAGCCGAUAUAAUGCUGACGAAGCACCCAGAUUUUCUGCUUGUGUGGUGAAUCACGGUCUGUCGUCAGUCGGGCCCUUUCAGAGCAUCCAUUCUGCGCCGGCCGAUGCCUUUAUCGGACCCAUCUUCUGCGGUUCCGCGCCGUCGAUGAAUCGGAAAAAGAUGCCUCUGGGUGACUUUUUCACCCGCUACAUCAGCAGCACGCCCGUUGUCGACACCAAGGCCGUGUCGUCGGGCGAGCUGUGGCUCAUCCAGUUAGAGAAGCUCGUCGCCAACGCCGCCAUCAACCCGCUCACGACCCUGCUGCGAUGCAAGACGGGACAGUUGUUUGCGAGCUAUGACUCGCAGGAUGCCCUCACGCGCGUCCUUGACAAGCUGCUGUGGCAGGCCAGUGCCGUGAUCCAGGCCCUUAUCAACCACGAGGGGAGCAUCGACGUGAUUGCGUCUUACGCAGAGACGGUACGGCGACUCGUACCCGGCAGCGACGACUACUACAAGAACUUUGCUGCAAUCCGCCGCAAGUUGUGUGUUCGGUUCUCGCAGCCGAUCCUCAAGGCGAAGCUGUACGCGUUCGGGCUGAAGAUCAGCGAGCACCGAAGCUCGAUGCUUCAGGAUGUGGAGGCCGGGAGGAAAACGGAAAUACGAGAUGUGAAUGGCUGGUUACUAGACAUGGCAGCUUUCUUGGGUGAUGAUUUGGACGUGAGCGUGCACCGGGGAUUGGUUGAGCUGAUUGAGGCGUGUGAGGUGCUGGGCAAGGAAGACUUGGCAAGGAGACUACUGUGA
Messenger RNA from Cordyceps fumosorosea ARSEF 2679, 1347 nucleotides. Its product is annotated as ketoisovalerate reductase. The coding region runs from base 1 to 1347 and encodes 448 amino acids. Gene Ontology annotation, cellular component: cytoplasm; mitochondrion. The record is from RefSeq and is a predicted model, not a curated record. Gene Ontology annotation, molecular function: NADP binding; 2-dehydropantoate 2-reductase activity. The transcript has a single exon. Lineage: Eukaryota; Fungi; Ascomycota; Sordariomycetes; Hypocreales; Cordycipitaceae.